UCCGCCUCCGCCUCCCCCCCCCGCCCUCCGCCUCCCUCCCCCUCCCCGCCCAGCAGCGGCCGCUCGAGCCCCGGCUCUCGGUUAUAAGAUGGCGGCGGCGCUGAGCGGCGGCGACGGCGGCGCGGAGCAGGGCCAGGCUCUGUUCAACGGGGACAUGGAGCCCGAGGCCGGCGCCGGCGCCGCGGCCUCUUCGGCUGCGGACCCCGCCAUCCCCGAGGAGGUGUGGAAUAUCAAACAAAUGAUUAAGUUGACACAGGAACAUAUAGAGGCGUUAUUGGACAAAUUCGGUGGGGAGCAUAAUCCACCAUCAAUAUAUCUGGAGGCCUAUGAAGAAUACACCAGCAAACUAGAUGCCCUCCAACAAAGAGAACAACAAUUAUUGGAAUCCCUGGGGAAUGGAACUGAUCUUUCUGUUUCUAGCUCUGCAUCAACGGACACCGUUACAUCUUCUUCCUCUUCUAGCCUUUCAGUGCUACCUUCAUCUCUUUCAGUUUUUCAAAAUCCCACAGAUGUGUCACGGAGCAACCCUAAGUCACCACAAAAACCUAUUGUUAGAGUCUUCCUACCCAACAAACAGAGGACAGUGGUACCUGCAAGGUGUGGAGUUACAGUCCGGGACAGUCUAAAGAAAGCAUUGAUGAUGAGAGGUCUAAUCCCAGAGUGCUGUGCUGUUUACAGAAUUCAGGAUGGAGAGAAGAAACCAAUUGGAUGGGACACUGAUAUUUCCUGGCUUACUGGAGAGGAAUUACAUGUUGAAGUAUUGGAAAAUGUUCCACUUACAACACACAACUUUGUACGGAAAACUUUUUUCACCUUAGCCUUUUGUGACUUUUGUCGAAAGCUGCUUUUCCAGGGUUUCCGCUGUCAAACAUGUGGUUAUAAAUUUCACCAGCGUUGUAGUACAGAGGUUCCACUGAUGUGUGUUAAUUAUGACCAACUUGAUUUGCUGUUUGUCUCCAAGUUUUUUGAACACCACCCAAUACCACAGGAGGAGGCCUCCUUUGCAGAGACUACCCUUACGUCUGGAUCAUCCCCUUCCACACACUCCUCCGACUCUUUUGGGCCCCAAAUGCUCACCAGUCCGUCUCCUUCAAAAUCCAUUCCAAUUCCACAGCCUUUCCGACCAGCAGAUGAAGAUCAUCGAAAUCAGUUUGGACAACGAGAUCGGUCCUCAUCGGCUCCCAAUGUGCAUAUAAACACAAUAGAACCUGUCAAUAUUGAUGAAAAAUUCCCAGAAGUGGAAUUACAGGACCAAAGGGACUUGAUUAGAGACCAAGGGUUUCGUAGUGAUGGAGCCCCUUUGAACCAGCUGAUGCGCUGUCUUCGGAAAUACCAAUCCCGGACUCCCAGUCCCCUCCUACAUUCUGUCCCCAGUGAAAUAGUGUUUGAUUUUGAGCCUGGCCCAGUGUUCAGAGGGUCAACUACAGGUUUAUCUGCCACCCCCCCUGCCUCAUUACCUGGCUCACUCACUAAUGUGAAAGCUUUACAGAAAUCUCCAGGACCUCAGCGGGAAAGAAAAUCAUCUUCAUCCUCAGAAGACAGGAAUCGAAUGAAAACACUUGGUAGACGCGAUUCAAGUGACGAUUGGGAGAUUCCUGAUGGGCAGAUCACAGUGGGACAAAGAAUUGGUUCCGGGUCAUUUGGGACAGUCUACAAGGGGAAGUGGCAUGGUGAUGUGGCAGUGAAAAUGUUGAAUGUGACAGCACCUACACCUCAGCAGUUACAGGCCUUCAAAAAUGAAGUAGGAGUACUCAGGAAAACUCGACAUGUGAAUAUUCUACUCUUCAUGGGCUAUUCAACAAAGCCACAACUGGCUAUUGUUACCCAGUGGUGUGAGGGCUCCAGCUUAUAUCACCAUCUCCACAUCAUUGAGACCAAAUUUGAGAUGAUCAAACUUAUAGAUAUUGCACGGCAGACUGCACAGGGCAUGGAUUACUUACACGCCAAGUCAAUCAUCCACAGAGACCUCAAGAGUAAUAAUAUUUUUCUUCAUGAAGACCUCACAGUAAAAAUAGGUGACUUUGGUCUAGCCACAGUGAAAUCUCGAUGGAGUGGGUCCCAUCAGUUUGAACAGUUGUCUGGAUCCAUUCUGUGGAUGGCACCAGAAGUAAUCAGAAUGCAAGACAAAAACCCUUAUAGCUUUCAAUCAGAUGUAUAUGCAUUUGGGAUUGUUCUGUAUGAAUUGAUGACUGGACAAUUACCUUAUUCAAACAUCAACAACAGGGACCAGAUAAUUUUUAUGGUGGGACGAGGAUAUCUAUCUCCAGAUCUCAGUAAGGUACGAAGUAACUGUCCAAAAGCCAUGAAGAGAUUAAUGGCAGAGUGCCUAAAAAAGAAACGAGACGAGAGACCACUCUUUCCCCAAAUUCUUGCCUCUAUUGAGCUGUUGGCCCGCUCAUUGCCAAAAAUUCACCGCAGUGCAUCAGAACCCUCCUUGAAUCGGGCUGGCUUCCAAACAGAGGAUUUUAGUCUAUAUGCUUGUGCUUCUCCAAAAACACCCAUCCAGGCAGGGGGAUAUGGAGAAUUUGCAGCCUUCAAGUAGCCACACCAUCAUGGCAGCAUCUACUCUUAUUUCUUAAGUCUUGUGUUUGUACAAUUUGUUAACAUCAAACACAGUUCUGUUCCUCAGAUCCUUUUUUUAAAGAAAUUAAAUUUUCAAUUCAUAAGCUGAUGUGGAACAGAAUGGAAAUUCCCAUCCAAGAAAAGAGGGAAGAAUGUUUUAGGAACCAGAAUUCUCUGCUGCCAGUGUUUCUUCUUCAACACAAACACCACGUGCAUACAAGUCUGCCCAGUCCCAGGAAGAGGAGAGACCCUGAGUUCUGGCCUUUUGAUGGUGGCAUGAUGGAAAGAUGCUGCUUCUACAGCUUGGGAGAUUGGCUCUGGAGUCUGCCGGUCGACUGUGCCCUUCUAACCACCAGGUCGAUGUGCGGCUGAUCAUCUGAUGGGGCAGUUGCAAUGACCAAGCAUCGUUCUCUUUCCUGCUCUGGGAUUCUGUUGUGGAGCUCUUUCCCCUAGCCAUCACUGGUUAAUUUCCGAGGGACGGAACAAAAAUGCAGCAUGCCCUACCUGUGUAGUGCACGUCAGUCCUUGACUCAUUUUUAUCAAAGUGAAGCUAUUUUAUUUAAGUGGAGGACGAGAGGGAGACAGAGCUAUGUUUUGGUGCAGAGGAAAGGGAAUGCUGCAUCUUUUUCCUGACCUCCUGGGUUUCUGGCUUCUGUUUCCUUGCUCACUGAGGGUGUCUGCCUACCCACGCAGGCGGGAAAGUGCUGGCACACAUUGCCUUCUUUGCUCAUUGGGUCCAGCAAUGAAGAGAAGUGUCUGGGGGGGUUUCCCCUCCACAAUAUAGCAAGUUCUCAGGAAAAUCUUCCUCCCAAGCUCUUCCAGUCACCAAGUACUUAUGUGGCUACUUUGCCCAAGGCACAAAAAUGUCAUGGUGGUAUUUAGUUAAAAGCCUACAGAACUGCUUGAUAACAGUUUGGAAAGUGAGACAUUUAUGUAAUUUAAAUGUAAGGUACAAGUUUUAAUUUCUGAGUUUCUUCUCUUAUAUUUUUAUUAAAAAUAAUUUUCAGAUUUAAUUAAAUUGGAAUAAAACAAUACUUCCCAUUAGAAUUAUAUAUCCUGAAAAAUUGUAUUUUUGUUAUAUAAACAACUUUUAAAGAAAAAUCAUUAUCCUUCCUCUACCUAAACAUGGGGAGUCUUAACAUAUGACAAAAUAUUUAUAAUUUUUAAAUUAAUGGUACUUGCUGGAUCCACACUAACAUCUUUGCUAAUAUCUCAUUGUUUCUUCCAGUUUACUCUUACACUACAUCCUCAUUUUCUUUCUAGUCUUUUACCCAGAAUAUGCAACCUAAAAUAAAAAUGGUGGUGUCUCCAUUCAUUCUUUUUCCUUUUUUCCCAAGCCUGGUCUUCAAAAGGUUGGGUAAUUUGGCAGCUGAGUUCCCCAGGCAGAUAAUAGAACAAUUUUGGGUAUAUUGGGACUGAGAGAGUUAUGUAUGAAGCAUAAUAUCAAUUGUUUUUACAGAAAGAGCUGCUGCGAUAUUAAGAACCUCAUUCUUUAUAUAAAUGGAAAACAUAACAUAGCCAUAGCUUCCUUUGGCAUAAGAGUGGUGUAAGUCACGAUAGUAGAAAGAAAGUAACUCUGGACAUAUUAAUGGGAAAUACCUCCCUUUUAUGGAUCUAGAAUCUCUUAUCAGGAUUUGGGAAUGUAAAUCAAAUCAACUGUACUUAGCCCUACCAAGCUAGGUAGCCAAGGAUCUGAGAGAAAUUGGAUAGAACUAUAAAAAGAAGCAGGGAAUUAGAAAUUGUUAUUUUAAAAUUUCAAAUUGUAACUCACCCUGCUAUCUUUCAGCCUACUAACACUCACUGCCGUUAGAUUUUUGCUAAAAUACCUGUAUCACAGGAAGACCUACUAAAAAUUGCACGGACAUGUAAAAUGUCCCAGUUGUCCCAGUAGAAUGGAAAGUAUACUGAAGCUAUUGGUGAAUUUGAAAAGCAAUGUAUUCUUAAGUCUUACAUGGGCAGAGCAGUAUCUUAACAAAAUUCAGAAAUUACAAAGAUGCUCACUUGAAGAACAUUGUCUAUUUUUCUUUCUAAUUAUGCCACCAUGGAUGCUUUUAAACAUGUUUUUGUUCCCUGUACCAAUAUUUCAGAGAGCUGGUCUUAAACUAUAGGCAUGGCAUGUCUGCUGAGCAGGUAUAGCUGCUAGAAGCUCAGGUGCGGGACUGCCUGGAUGGCUGGAGCAGUACAGGAACUAGUUCUGGAGGAAGCUUGGCAUUGGGGUUUUCCAAACAAUAUUCAAGGUGAUACACUUUUUUCUUCCCUUUCUUUUUUGAGUGGGUUGCUAUCUCAUCUGAGAAGGAGAAACAGACUCUAUCAAAAUUUCCCCUUUCUUCCUUUUUUCUAUCAAGUUGUUUUUUCUCUGGUUUACAGUUGACAUGAAAAGGGGGUUUCCCUGUGAAUUUCACUUGCUUUACUGUUCGAUGCUUAACUACAGAUAGACUUGCUGAGCUCCUAAGAAAUACAAGGAAGAACUCCUUGAUGUGCACAGCACUUUAUGAGUAACUGAAUGGGUAACAUGUGGCUGCUUCACUGAUUAUUUCCCAAGGCGGUAAUUGCCUGUUUUCCGUAGAAUGGCUGCAGUGCCUUCGUGGGGCCUUUAAUUUGGGGUAAGGAGAGGUGAAGCCUGAAAAAUUUAAGAGUAACCAUAAAAGAUUGUUUUAAUCCUGGUGGACUUGUUUGGUUUUGUUUUUUCCUAGCUGGUGUACUUUAUUAUUAAACUGCAGUCUAGGUUGUAUCGAUAGGUUUUUGCCACUGAAAUAAUAUUGACCAAAAAGUAGUUUAUAAAAGGGAUUUGUGAAUAGAAAAACCAGUGUGAUUCUUUGUACUUAUGUGCACCUUAAAAGAAGGCUCUGUCUAGUGGUCAAAAUCUGGUUUCUGGACGUGCAGUCCCUGCUUGUAUGUGAGAGCUAUAUGAUGUACUGGGACAUCCUAGAAGAUAAAAUCACCUAUGCGAAGUGUGUGUGUGAUAUUCACGUUGGUGUUGGAAAAGAAAGGGCACUAUAUUGUUAGGUAUAAAGAGUUAAUUCAGGACUUCACCACUGUCCACCUGAAACUAAAUAUUUCCUAGAUUCUCGUGAGAUGCGGGCACAGCUCUUAAUCACAUAAUGUUAUCGUUUGUUCAUCAGGCAACGUUGGCACUGCUGCACCCCCUCCUCAGCCUCACCUCCCCACCUGUACAUUCACCCUCUGCCUUGGGCAAACCUCAUCUAGCUUUAGUUUGAAACAUACUACAGCGUUCAGGUGACCUCUUCAAAAAACUACCUCCUCAGAAUGAGGUAAUGAAUAUUUAUUUUAAAAUAUGAAGUCAGGAGCUCUAGAACAUGAAGAUGAUUUAGGAUUUUAACUUUUAUGUGUGCUUGUAUUUGAACGCUCUAGUUUUGUCCUAAAGGGCAUUUAUACAUUUAGGCAGAAAUACUGAAAAAUGUAGCUCAGAGUGUCUGAAUGUUGUUGCAAAUGGUGCCAGAACCUGUUUAGGGGUACGUUUCAGAAUAUCAACCUUACGUCAGUUGCAUGAAAUUAGUUAUGGUUUCACUUCACUAACAAUGAUAUAAUUUUAAUUUUCAGUGGGCUUGGCAGGACAGUACACCUUCAUAAAGAGUUAGCCACAGAUUUGUCCCAUGUGCAGAUGCUCCGACAGACUGCCCAGCUAAGGGGGGGAGAAAGUGAUGACCCAUUUUGCAAGAUUCUCUUCUUUGUCCAAGUUGGCAUUGUUAGUGCUAGAAUAGCAGCACCUAAGACCAGCAGAUCCAACCAUUAGGCUAUUUAAAAACACACAUAGCCAGACAUGUAAGGUUUACUGAGUGUGAACACGAAAUAGCUUAUAGAUCAUACAUUGAAAUGGUGUAGGUGAGGCUGUAGAAAAAUACCAUGACAAUUUGCCAAAUGAUCUUACUGUGCCUUCAUGAUGCAAUAAAAAUAAAAAAUUUAGCAGAAAUCAGUGAUUUGUGAAGAAAGCAGCCACUCUGGUCUAACUCAGCUGUGUUAAUAUUUUUUAGAGUGCAAUUUAGACUGCAAAGAUAAAUGCACUAAAGAGUUUAUAGCCAAAUCACAUUUAAAAAAUGAAAACACAGGUAAAUUUUCAGUGAACAAAAUUAUUUUUUUAAAGCACAUAACCCCUAGUAUAGUCAGAUAUAUUUAUCAUAUAGAGCAAAUAGGUUGAAAUUAUAGUUCAGUGACAUUUCUAGAGAAACUUUUUCUACUCCCAUAGGUUCUCAAAGCAUGGAACUUUUAUAUAACAGAAAUAUUUGACAGACAUUUUAAGAAAUUGUGUAGUUCAAAGUUGAAGUACUGUAUGCUGGGCAGCAGUUGCGUGUGUGAACUGAGUGAGAACGAGGAAAGAAAUUAAAAUAUGGGGCAGAAUUAGAUUUUAUCAGUCUCCAGAGUACUGCUGCCAAUCUAGACACAGAUUUUUCAGAGUUGGAAAUAUACACUAGCCUUCCAGGACUGGUUGGCAAACUAAGCAGGACUAUGCUGCUAAUCCUGUUGGGGGGUGCUGUGAGGCACGAGGAGGCAUUGGAAUAGUUACUGACCUGGCCACUUGUGUGCACUGGACACACUCCGUGGUAUGCUUCUUGUAUCUUCAUUCCUCACCGCCCCAAGAAAGGCAGUGUACUGUCAUAGCAAGUUCUCACGGUGUUUCACCGAGGGCUAUUACUACACCCGUAGGUCGCUGAGCACCUGCAGAGUACAGUAGCAUCGCUGUUACUGUACUCUCUGGUUUGUAUAUUGGCCACUGGAGAAUGAAGUGGCCAGUGUAUUCAUGGUCCAUGUUGCUAGCUCUGGUAAAAUUGAAAAUGCUGGUAAGGUUUUUGUUAUAUCAGUGCACUAGGCAGUAAGCUAAGCUUUGUUUUGUUUUCAGAUAACAUUUUUACUUUUGUUUGGCAAAGAUAUUUACAUUGAAAUUCAGUCCUAAAUUUUCUCAGUUGUAGAAAGGGUAGUUAACAGUUUCUAUUGGGUAUUUUUAAGAUAGAAGAGGACAAAACUUAAGUCCUAAAUUCUUAAAUUAAGGUCACAGGGCUUUAUUUUAAAAUGCAUAGGGAUAGUUAGUCCCCACCUCAAAAAAUGUUUAGGUAGAUCUUUUAGCAUCACAGCUUCAACUGUUGAUUUAGUCUUAUUAGUUAUUAAAUCAGUUUUAUUAAAAUGUUUAAUUUUAUUUAGCUAUUUUGACUAAUUACAAUGGUAUAACCAGUUGUGCAUGAGGACACAGCCAGUGUAUCUAUUUUUUUGUGAUGCAUUUUUUGAAAGAAUUCUAUAGAUUGAAAUACUCUUUAAGAACAAAGAACUGAAAUAUAUUUAUUCCUGUUAAGUAUAAAAAAAAUGAAAAAGGAUUUGUGCAGACCGUCCGCAGCUCCUGGCAGGCAGGCAGGCUGGGCGGGUGGCCAGCACUCACAGUGGCUGGUCCUCAGCACGGUGUGUAGGAACCAGGCAUGGGUUUCACUUAGGAGACGCGGCAGAGGAAGGGUUCUGGUUUCAGGGCUGCAGAUGGGGACUAUGAGUAAGUUACUUAGUACUGGUUUUCUUUUGAAAAUUAUUGUGUUGCAUUUGUGAGUUAAGCUUUUGGUGGAGUAAGAGAUAUAUCGGAGGAAACUUCAAAAUAGCAUAAGCAACAAAGCUCACAGACUAGGCACAAAUAUAGAGAAAAUGGACCAAAUAGGACAGGGGAGGGUGUGGGAGUAAGUUUGAGGGUAGGGAAAAAUUGAUGUGAGGGUGGGAAAUAAACCAUAAUUAUUUGAAAUAAAAUGUAAGAGUGCAAUAAGUGUGCUUUUCUAAGCUGUGAACGGUUUUGUUUUGUUUUAAAUCAUUCCUUCCUUAUACAUUUGUGUGUGUUCCGGACAUAGCUGAUUAAAACCAGCUAUGAAAACAUAAUGCCUUUUUACUCACAUUAAUUACCAACAUAAGUGGCUAACCUUUAUGUUUGUGUAUCUUCAUGUUACAUUAGUUUACAUAGGGGGCGUGUGUGUUAUUCUGUGCCCUUUUCCCUCCUCCAUUUGAAAAUGCAUUCAUUGGGUCCUCUGUUACUUUGGCCAUGCUACACACUAGUCUGGCCUUCAUGAUGUCACCUGAUUGGAAGGACUAUCACAGUGAUAUAUUUUUGUGAAAAUCUUUUGUUGGUUGUACACUCUGACCCUUUCCUCACUCAGCAAUUUCUGCUUCUAAAAUAGGAGCGUACACCUGAUCAGGGGAUUAGAUUUGACAAUUUACUAACAUGUUCCUUUGAUUCUAUACAGUAGUUAUGUUUGCUGUUGGUUUAGACCAAGAAAAAGGACAUCACCCCCCUUUUUCAUUUACCUUCCUGGUUUGAGGACAAUUCUUCUAUACAGGAGAAGAAAGGGAAAUCUCAUGUUUCAACUGAGGAAAUGGCUCCAGGUUUACCACUCCAAACCGUGUGGCAGUUCGCAUACACAUUCCUCUCUCGCUGCCAAAGGUUCAGGUUUAGUUCACUUCAGUUACAAACACUGAAAAGGCUCUCAUGGAGUCUGGGGUUUGCCCAGUGAAAAGAUGGGGACUUUUUAAUUGUCCACAGACCUCUCUCUACCUGCUUUGCAAAAAUUAUGGAGUAACUAUUUUUAAAACUUAUUUUUCAAUUCAUAAAAAAAGACGUUUAUUUUCAGUUAAAUGGAUGUCGUCUCCCUCUUGCCCCUUAAUCCGCAGUGUUUGCUUGAAUCUUUUUUUUUUUUUUUUUCCAAUUCUUCCCCAACCCCACUUCUUAAUACUUUGGUUCUCUUUCCUGCUCAGGUCCCUUCAUUUGUACUUUGGAAUUUUUCUCAUGUAAAUUUGUACAAUGGAAAAUAUUGUUCAGUUUGGAUAGAAAGCAUGAAGAAUUAAAUAAAGAUAGCUGAAACUCAGAUUGAAGAAAUUUAUUUCUGUGUAAAGUUAUUUAAAAACUCUGUAUUAUAUAAAAGGCAAAAAAAGUUCUAUGUACUUGAUGUGAAUAUGCGAAUACUGCUAUAAUAAAGAUUGACUGCAUGGAGAA
Molecule: messenger RNA, 9532 nt
Organism: Pipistrellus kuhlii (Kuhl's pipistrelle)
Lineage: Eukaryota; Metazoa; Chordata; Mammalia; Chiroptera; Vespertilionidae
Gene: BRAF
Product: B-Raf proto-oncogene, serine/threonine kinase
Exons: 21
Coding region: 89-2542 (817 amino acids)
Biological process (GO): signal transduction; protein phosphorylation
Cellular component (GO): plasma membrane; cytosol; mitochondrion
Molecular function (GO): protein kinase activity; ATP binding
Source: RefSeq, a predicted model, not a curated record